AACCUUCCUCAUUUACAAUUGCCGGAAUUGGGAAGCAACAGCGCAGUGCUAACCCUCCUACCCAAGGCCCCGAUCUGUGCUGUCAUUCUCGAAGAACGCGGUACACUCCCUCCGUGCUCAUCAAACCCACAAAGGUGCAACAGCAUGGCUCCCGCCGCCAGCACCAGCCUCCCGGCUGCAAACAAACCGUUCCUAAGAAGAAACAUAACCUCGACCACGGUGGACUCUGACACGAGCGCUGUCGUGUCUCCUAUCGACUCUCCUCGUCCGUCGGCGUCGUCCACGUCGUUGUCCUCGCUGGCCUCCGAGGAUGCGCAGCCACAAAAGAAGUACGGCAAGCUGGUCGACACAUACGGGAAUGAGUUCGAGGUCCCCAAUUUCACAAUCAAGGAUAUUCGUGAUGCGAUCCCCAAGCAUUGCUACGAGCGUUCCGCCGUCCGCAGCUUGUCUUAUGUUGCCCGGGACCUGAUCUACCUCGGGACGACCUUUUAUAUCUGGAAUAAGUUUGUAACUCCGGAGUACAUUCCGUCACAGGCGCUGCGCGUCGUACUUUGGGGCGUGUAUACGUUCCUUCAAGGUCUUUUCGGCACCGGAAUCUGGGUCCUUGCCCACGAGUGCGGACACCAGGCCUUCUCCCCUUCGACAAAGCUCAACAACUUCGUUGGCUGGGUCUUGCACUCGGCCCUGCUGGUGCCCUACUUCAGCUGGCAGUUCAGCCACAGCAAGCACCACAAGGCCACCGGAAAUAUGGAGCGCGACAUGGUGUUUCUCCCCCGUACCAGGGAGCAGCACGCCACCCGCAUCGGCCGCUUUGUCCAUGAGCUUUCGGAGCUGACCGAGGAGACGCCCAUCUUCACCUUCCUCCACUUGCUGGGCCAGCAACUGAUUGGCUGGUGGAACUACCUCCUGACCAAUGUCACCGGCCACAACAACCACGAGAGGCAGAGAGAGGGCCGCGGCAAGGGAAAGAGGAAUGGCUGGUUCGGUGGCGUCAAUCAUUUCGAUCCCCGUAGUCCGAUUUUCGAGAAUAGGGAUGCCCUGUAUAUCCUGCUGAGCGAUCUUGGUCUCGCCAUCACCAUCACGGCGCUCGUCUAUCUCGGCAAGACGUUCGGCUGGUCCAACAUGUUUGUGUGGUAUUUCCUGCCCUAUCUCUGGGUCAACCACUGGCUCGUCGCCAUCACAUAUCUGCAGCACACCGAUCCCUCCCUGCCGCACUACACUGAGGAGGAGUGGAACUUCGUGCGUGGUGCCGCCGCCACUAUCGACCGCGAGUUCGGCUUCAUUGGUCGCCACCUGCUGCACGGCAUCAUCGAGACGCACGUUCUGCACCACUACGUCAGCACCAUCCCCUUUUACAAUGCCGACGAGGCCACCGAGGCCAUCAAGCCCAUCAUGGGCCGUCACUACCGGUCGGACACGCGUGAAGGUCCCGUCGGCUUCAUCAAGGCCAUGUGGAAGAGUGCGCGCUGGUGCCAGUGGGUCGAGCCAACCGAGGGCGCGGAAGGCCCCGCCAAGGGUGUGCUGUUUUUCCGCAACCAUAACGGCCUGGGAACACGCCCCGCUAAGAUGAAGCCGGUGGCUUGAUGUGGUCGAUGAUGGUGGUGCUGAUUAUUUUUUCUCUUUGGACGGUUCUCGCGGACUUGACUGCAACUCUCGGCAGCUCGCCUUAGAUGACCAGGCUCGCGGGAAUUUGCUCAACUUCUUUUACAUCCUUCCUC
Chaetomium strumarium is the source of this 1718-nucleotide messenger RNA. Its product is annotated as delta-12 acyl-CoA desaturase. The coding region runs from base 145 to 1584 and encodes 479 amino acids. Gene Ontology annotation, molecular function: oxidoreductase activity, acting on paired donors, with oxidation of a pair of donors resulting in the reduction of molecular oxygen to two molecules of water. Gene Ontology annotation, biological process: unsaturated fatty acid biosynthetic process. The transcript is spliced from 2 exons. Lineage: Eukaryota; Fungi; Ascomycota; Sordariomycetes; Sordariales; Chaetomiaceae. The record is from RefSeq and is a predicted model, not a curated record.